UUUCGAUUAAAUGUGAUGUGCGGUGCCUUGAACCAGUGAGAACUACGCUGUACGUGUUCGAAUGAAGACGUCGAGCUUAAGAGCAGUGAAAAACUCAACAGAAUUUAUAUCGGCGACCUGCUGCUGCUGAACAGCAAAAAAGAGUUUGUUGUUUUUUCCCAACCCGAGAAAAGGAAACAUUUUAAUAAAAAAAAAAUCAUCAUUUUUUUCGUUCGACACAUUUAUUUGUGAAGGAAAGAAAAAUAAAACGAAAGGCACGAACCCCAAGAAACGAAUAAUAGUGAAAAAUACGAUCGAAGAAAUCGUUGAGUGUUUAUUUUAAAGUGCAUUAAGCACGCUUUUUUUCCCGAAUAAUACGAAAGAACUUUUUAUAUCGAAGAUUCGCCACGUCAAAACACAUGGAAUAAAAUUACCGAAAAUAAUUCAAUUGGAAUCCAAAUACGCUCAAUCAGUUUGCAUUUUGAAAGGGAAAUUUUAUUAUUUUUUUUUUCUGCAAAGGAUUGUGUGCGCGAUUUUUUAUUGUGCUUUUUUGACCGAACAUUUUCAUUCAUAAGACGGAUCGUAAUUUUGUUAUUUUUUUCGAAGAACUCGCUGAAGUGGUGUUCUUAUUCGAAAAAUUUGCAUCGCCAAAUACCGAGCGAGAAAAACGACAGAACAAAAAGCUUAGUUUUAUUAAGUGAACAAUUCUUUUUUCUUUACAUAAGCACAAUCAAGUGUGUUCUUUUCUAUCAUCCAAGUGUGAACAGUUAAAAGUGAGUGGUCCACAAUGACAGCGUUUAUACCACGUGGAACGCGAUGGCUUGAGAUUGGAGCGAUUCUUGCUUUAUUUCUAAUUAUCCAUGUAGCUGCUAACGAUACGGAUUUAGCAACAUCGGCCGAUUGCUAUUACAACUAUAAUCAUUAUAGCGAAGGCGAUCGUAUCCUAACAAAUGAACCAUGUUUAAAUUGUACAUGCCAUAAUAAAAUGCUAAUGUGCUACCUGAAGGUAUGCCCGUUUACAAAGCCGAUUGGCCAAGAUUGUACGAUUGAAAAACGCGAAGAUCAAUGCUGUCCAAUUAUUACGUGCCCAGAAGUGCCAGUUGAACUCGACCAUAGUUCAUCGCAAUCGACGACUGAUUUAGCAACGCACCAGAAUCACGGAUGUUCGAUUGAUGGCGAUUUUUAUCCAGAAGGAGCUCAGAUUCCUGGAAAUCCAAAGAAACCAUGUGAACUGUGCUAUUGUAUACGGAAUAUGACGUCUUGUGUAAUGCAAGAAUGUACAUUGCACGUUGAUGGUUGCCGACCAAUUUACAAUAAAGGCGUCUGCUGUCCAGUUCGUUACGAUUGCGCUCGCGAUGAUGAUUUACCAUUAAUGCUUGAAGAUCAAACGACAACGGAAGCACCGUCACAAGGUUUUGUCAUUACAACGACCAGUGCACCAGUUCCAUCGAAUGACUGUUAUCACAAUGGCCUCCGAUAUAUCGAUGGCGAGAACAUUGAUACGGAACAAGCAUGUGAACAUUGCUACUGUAUGCGAGGCGACAUUGUGUGUGCGGUUCAAGAAUGUAAACCACUUGAAAUGCAUGGCAAAAAUUGUUCGGCUCGUACACCUGGCCCAGGCGAAUGUUGUCCACAAGUUUAUGAAUGCGAAAGUGAUUUACAAUCGACAACUGUGUCAGAUCAAUUGGAUGAAUCAUCGGCGGCCACAACAACUUUGGGAUACAAGGACGAUGCUGCUGAACCGGUUUUGACCACAACUCAAGAAGCAGUCGUCGUUUCAUCAUCGGAACAUUUUGAAAAGGGUGCCAUUCCAACAGAGCCAUCCAGUGUUGAGACUACAUCGCAUGGAAUUGAUGAAUCUGAAAAUGAAAUUCAUGACAAAGAUUAUGAUCAUAUGACCGUUAAACCAUCACGAGGCAAUUUCACCGCGGUACAACAACCGGACACAAUCAAUGAUCGCAUUGAAGGUGAAGAGAGUACAACUUUAUUGAAUAAAUUGGACGACAGUUCAGCUACAACCAUUUUAGCCGAAUCUGGAUCGUCAGGCGAUGAAAAAAUCACCACCGUCUUACCGAUGGCCGGUCAACCACAGCAGGCCUCCAAAGAUGACACUGAAAAUGAGGGAAUUUUGAGCAAUUUGUACACAACCAUCAAAUCCAUUGUUGAAUUGGCCACCACAUUGGGUCCAGUUGAAGAACCAGCACAUAAACCACAUGAAGAUGAUGAAUUUUUAUCGAAUGUAAUUCCAGGUGAAGGCGAUUGCUUGGACAAUGGCAUUAGCUAUGCAAAUAAUACAAGCGUUCCACCGAGAAAUGUUUGCGACGAAUCGUGUUUGUGUCAUAAUAGCAUUGUUCGUUGUGAAAAAGUGAAAUGCGCUCCAAUGCCACCAAAUGCUGAGAAUUGUAAAGUUUUGCAUGAAGACGGUUUGUGUUGUCCAAGCUAUCAUUGUGAAAGCAUGGAAUUUAACACUGGCGCACCAUCAACACAAUCGGCCGAAAAUCAAGUGAUUCAUCGUGAUGAACAACAAUCACCACAAGUUGAGGGUACAACUGCAGCUCAAUCAGUCGAAGAAGAAGAACAAACAAAUGCCAUUGACAGCAAACUUGACGAUACAACACCUCAAUCGGCAGCUGCAGUGGCACCAAUUUCAAGUAAAUUGGAUGAUACUUAUGAAAUGAAACCAGAGGCAACUACUAUCGGUGCUUCAGUAGUUGAAAAGGAAACAAAUGCACCAGAAACUGAGAGCUCACCGGCAAAGGUAGAACAAGAAAUGCCAAGUGAAUUGGAGGAGAAAUUUGGAACCGAACCAGCUAAGACUGAACCACCGGCUAAAGAAGAAAUCGCCUCUGAACCUUCGAAAUCGGAAGCAGAAAGUACAACAUUGAAACAACAAGAAGAACAAGAGCAAAAAAUUGACGAACAACCGGAAAUUAUGCAACCAACUACCGAUAAGGCAGCUGAAGAAAUGCCAGAAGAUGCACAAUCACAACCUGACAAAUUACACGAUGAAGGCGUAGAUGCAGCAAAAGAAAGCGCAUUGGAUGUAACAACUCAAGCUCAAUCAGAGCAAAGUGAUGAAUUGUCUCCAACAACACAAAAAGUACAACAAGAUGCUGACGUUUCAACUGAAGAUCAAAAGGAAAAAGAUAGUUCAACUGAACCACAGUCACAAGAAUCGCAACCAACAGAACAUGACGAACAAAAACCAGAAGAGAUCGGUACAACGGAAACACCAUUGAGUCAAAAAGGACCAACUGAAGAGGAAAUCUCAACUGAAUCACACAAAGACAGUGAUACAUCUACCGAAUCACUAUCAGAAUCUCAACCAGAAUCACAACCUGAAAAGAUUUCAACUGAAGAGCCAUCAGGUCAAAAGGUAGAAGCUGACAUUUCAACUGAACCACAGAAAGCUGAAGACGAACCACAAACAACACAGCCAGAAAUUCAAGGUGCUGACGAGGUUAGUGUAACUGAAGAAGGUGUCAAAUUGCCUGAAGAACCAUCGUCAACUGAACAACAAAGAAUGGACGAACAACCAAUUGAGGCCACAACAAUUGCAGAUCAACCUAAUAAAUUGGCAGAUGAAGUGUCCAGCAGUGAAAAUCAGGCCGAAGAAGAAAAUUUAAUUCCAGAUUCAACCACCGACGGUCACAUUGUUCAACAUGCCGAAAUUGAAAAACAACCUGAACCAGCCGAAAAGAUCGAAGACGAACAAGUAACGACGGAAAAACCACCUGCAUCUGAAAGCGAACAAAAACCAAGUGAAGAUGAAAGUUUGCCACAAACUACACAGGCUUCGGAUCCAAAAUUAUCGGAUGAAUCACAAGAGAAGGGCGAAGAAGAAUCAGUAGUACCGACUACAGGUGCUCCAGUGCCAAGUGAAUCAAUCGAUAGAUUGCCAGAAAUCAAUGAAAUUUCAAGUGAAAAUAUUCCAGAAGAGCACAAAACUGAAGAUGAUCUCCCUGCACCAACCACUGAAUCGGAACAAACGGCAAAUGAAGCGCAACCAGAAAGUGCUGAUAACAAAGUUGAACCAGUCACUGACGGUCAAAUCUCAUCAGAAGAUGCACACAUUCUUGGUCAAGAAAGUCCAUCUGAGAAACCCGAAAUGGCAAGCACUGACGCCAAACAGGAACAACCAUCAAGUACUGAACAAGGUCAAGAGGAAUCGACGACAUUGGCAACGUCAAAAUUGGAUUUGGGUGGCAUCGACAUGAAUCAAUUCAAGGAAGGCGACGUGGUCAGUGAAGAGGAUAAACAAGAUUUUGAUUUAGUUGAACCAACAACUGUUGGAAAAUCACAAGAUGAAGCAGCAAGUUCCACUGAACCGGUUCAACAAUCUGAAGUUCCAGAACAAAAACAACCGGAAGAACAAUUUGAACAGAAGCAACCAGAAUUGACGUCAUCCGAAGGUAUUGAAGAAUCAAUUGCAACUGAUAGUCCAGCUCCUGAGCAACCAGUAUCCGAAGAACAACCAGCAAUCGCACCAUCGCAAGAUGAACAGCACACUGAAGAACCACUUGUUUCUGAUGAAAAGGUUACAACUGAAAAACAAGCCGAAGCCACAACAACAUACGUAUUCCCAUCGAAACAAGAAGAUCUCGAAAUUGUCACCGAAAAGAUUGUACCAUCGAAACAAGAGGACUUGGAAAUUGUAACAUCAGCUCCAGAAAAAGAAACCUCAACAGAACCACAUGAUGUUGACAUGAAACUCUCAACGGAAUCAAAAUCACAAGCUGAAUUGGAGCCAUCAACUGAAGCGUCCAGUGAAUCAGAAGCAACCACGGCUGGCAAAGUAAGCGAAGAACAACCACCAUCAUUCGAUGACACAUUCCUUGAAGAUCAACACAUUCCACCAGCUGCCACUGAAAAAGAACACAUGGAACAUUCCUCAAGUGCUGGAGUUGAACAAAGUGAACAAACAACAUUCAGUGUGAUGCCCGACAAACCAAGCGAAGGCACUGACAUGAAACAAGACGAACAUAUGCCAACGGAUGCAUCAGUCGCAAGACCAGAACUUGAAGCUGGAAAUCAAAUGCAUAUUACCGAUGAUGAUGCACAAUCAAAACCGGAACUUGAAUCAUCAGUUACCACAGAAGCUAUCAAACAAGAACCAGCCGCUACAACAUCGGCUCCAAGUGUUGUUACUCCAGAAGAAAGUGUGAAUCGAAUUGGUGAAGAGGAAACCGUUGAGAAUGCAGAAAAAACACAACAACCAACCGCAGAAAAUGCAGUUAGUGAAGAAGCUCCAAAAGAAGACGAAAAAACAGAAGAAGAACAACAACAACCAAUUCAUCACAUUCAAAUGGCAACCACCGAAGAAAAUAUCAUCGAUGUGACAACACUUUUGAAUAAGAUUCAUGACGAAAGCAUUUCACAAGGUGCAUCAACUGAGAGCGGCGCUGAAGAAAUCAGCACACAAAAACAAGAACAACCUGAAACGCCUGCACAAACCGAAUCACAAUCAGAAUUGGACAAAUCCAAAGAAGAGCAGAAACCAACUCAAGAAAUUGAAUUGUCACAAGAGCCAGAGAUUCAACAACAAACAACCGAAUACUCACAAACACCCGAAUUGACGGAACAACAAACGCAAGAAUCAUUAACACCACAACAACCACAAGAGCAACCACAAAGUACUUCAGCUCCAAUGGAACAUGAUGAAAAGAUAGAAUCUCAACCGAGCGCAGAAGGUAUUGCUCCAGAACAACCAGCCAUUCCAGUCGAAAAUGAUGCCACAACCGAAGGAGUACAACAAUCAACUCAACAAAAUCAAGAAAUUCCGGCCGAAGGAACAACUGAACAAUCGAAAGAUGAAAAACCAAUGGUUCCAUUGGCUCCAAUUACCCCAUCUCAAGACGAGCAUAAACCUGAAGACGAUUCACAAGAACAAUCCAGCACUGGUGCACCAAUUUUGAUGGAAGAGCAUACGACACCACAACAACAGCAACAACAAGAGCAAGAAGUGGUCACUGAUUCGAAGAGCGAAGGUGAGGUCACAACUCAAAAGGAUGAGUCAAUCGAACAACAGCAAUCAUCAACUGAAGGCAUUGUAUCACCGGUUCCAGUUGAAGGCAGUAGUAGCCAAACAGGUGUAUCAGAGACCACCACAUACGAACAAGAGGCCAUUGCAACCAGUGAACCAUCCAAACCAUUGAUUGCUCACGAUGAAUUUCCUGCUGUUGAAGAGUCAUCACAGAGCGCUGAAAGCAGUAGUGCCAGCCAAAAAGAUGAAAGCGAAGAGCAAUCAUCAACACAACCAUCGCUUUUGGAUCAAACAACGAUUAAGAGUGUGGUUGAUUUGAUACAAACAUUGAGUCCAAUUGUAUUCCCACAAGAGCCAGAAGUAACAACAGUCGCUCAAGCAGCUGAACAAGAACCAUCAUCAAGUGAACCAUCGAUUUUCAAUCGAGUCGAUGCAGAUAGUUCAUCAGCACCAUCGGUCGAACAUGAUUAUCAAACAACCGAAUCAGUUGCAGCCGAAAAUAAAACGGGCAGCAUUGAACAGCAAUCAAAUGUGUAUGCCACACCGCCUGAAUCAGCGAAUAAAAUUCCAUUGAUUCGCGAACCAACAUUGAAUGAGAUUACGACGAAACUUGCCGAAAGCUUUGAUACAACAACAUUGCCAUCAAUUCUAUUUACAAGUAGCCAUACAGAACGAAUUAGUGAUAGUACAACGAUUAAGAAUACUCAAAAUGAGAUUACAGAGUCGACGCAUGAUAUGGGAUCCGGAGUUGGUUCACAACCAUCGUUUCCACCAUCAUUUGAAGGCGGAUAUGGAGGAAAUGUGCCAUCAGAAUAUCCAGAAGAAUACACCGAUGAAGAAGAACCAACCGUAUUCGGUCCGGGUACAUGCCGUUAUGGCGGCAAAUUAUAUGUAUCGGCUCAACAAAUUCCAAGAGACGAUCCAUGCGAUUUUUGCUUCUGUUUCCGUAGCGAUAUUAUAUGCUUGCAACAAUCAUGCCCGCCACCAAUCAAUGGAUGUCACGAAGAACCAAUCCAAGGAUUCUGUUGUCCACGAUACGAGUGCCCGGUUUCAAUGGGUCUCGUUUUGAAUACAACGACCACAACAACAACCACUUUACCACCAUAUCUGUCACAUUUCCAACGAAACAGUGGCAAAGUCACACGAAGCGGUUGCCAAAUUCAAGGAAUUACAUACAAAAUUGGCGAACGUGUUACAACCGCCAGCGGACCAUGCAUCGAUUGCAUAUGCGGUGGUGAUGGCCAAAUGAAGUGUGAUCCCAAAGUCUGCACACCCGAGCCAAUGUUGCGUCAAAUGAUUGCAUCGGCGAAACGAAGAUAAAACACUUAUUAAGAAUGUGUUUCACUACAGGACAUUACACAACAUACACGUUUAAUUUAAAAGAAAAAAAAAUUGCAAAAAAAAAAAAUGAACGAUUGAACGAGCGCGUAAAUGAAACAAGAAAAAAAAA
Molecule: messenger RNA, 7412 nt
Organism: Contarinia nasturtii (swede midge)
Lineage: Eukaryota; Metazoa; Arthropoda; Insecta; Diptera; Cecidomyiidae
Product: mucin-17
Exons: 8
Coding region: 767-7282 (2171 amino acids)
Molecular function (GO): protein binding
Source: RefSeq, a predicted model, not a curated record